Molecule: messenger RNA, 1911 nt
Organism: Penicillium griseofulvum
Lineage: Eukaryota; Fungi; Ascomycota; Eurotiomycetes; Eurotiales; Aspergillaceae
Exons: 3
Coding region: 1-1911 (636 amino acids)
Source: RefSeq, a predicted model, not a curated record
AUGAACCCAGAUCCCAACGGAUAUGCGUACUCGCCAGCACCUCCAUAUCCAUCUCACCACGAACAGGCCCACCUGAAUAUGCCGCAGCCACAGGUGCCGCGGACUGGUUCGCGCGCCCCAAGUCCAAACCCGGAGCCAUACAGCUACCCUGAACCCCAGCGCCCCUCCUCAAAUAACACGAACACUGGGCAUAUAGACGAUGCAGUGAGCUCCGCAUUUCACAAUAGUGGCUCCACAGGCUACCUCUCCCCAGAAGUUCUGUCUCAAAUCACAGCGACAGUGAUUCAGCAGCUCAAGACAACUGGGUUAGACAACAUACAAGGAUCCGGUGCGGCCCCGCCCCGCUCGCAAUCGCAGCAGCCACCAUGGCAAACAGAUUCCUCAUUGCAGCCGAACGCAGAGUUUACCCCUGGAAUACCUCCUCAAAGAAGCAGUUCAAUUCCCCCGCCCAGUUCGGCCGCCGACAAUAUCCAUACUGGGAAUUUCCAGCCCUACGUCCCCUCCGGUUACGCUAGUGAUAGUUAUCUCAGCCUGAAACCUACUCCAGAAUCCGUUCCAGAAAGUGGUUCUAUAGCGAGUGAGAAUAGUGAUCGGAGUCACCAUAGCUACCAUAAGGCAGAGCGCCCGAAGCCUCCGGACCGGGACGCUACUGUUAUGGAGAUGACUACUCUGGAGCGGAUUUGGGGUAAAUUGUUUGAGGAUGGCAAGGCGACAAAGAGACUUGGACAAUUCUUACGGGGGAUCGCUGUUCAUCUGAUUGAGGACUAUCCGCCGGGAAACACUAUUGUCAUCCCUCCUCACAAGUUACAGAAGUUCUAUCGUGAUACUCAUGAUCCAAGCGACCCUUAUCCAUGGCAAGACAUCUUCGACGAUCGUACAUCGUCGAUAUCCCGACUAUUCCGCGAACUCAAGGUCGAACAUCAUCUCAUCCAAGAUGAUAUAGAAAAGCGCCCAGAUAUCCCAGGCCUAACCCCCAAAGGCUUCGAGACCUGGGCAACCUUGAUGAUCCUCGCAAACCCAGGGCGCGAAUACGAGCGACUCCAAAAAGCAGUCCUCAACAUGCCCAUCAACAACCCAGACGACAAGAAAGAGCGCUUCCCGAAGGAACUCCCGCGUCGCCUCUUCCCAGAAGUCGGAGAUAUCGCAAUCAGAGAGGACAUCGAGGACCGCAUGAUGAUCCACUGCGGCGUCGAUCUCCCAUACAUCACCCCUGAAGAACGCAACCAAUCCACCCGACCAACCCGAUCAUCCACCACAACCGGAUCACCCACAGAACGAGCCCACUCAUACGAGCGAGGCCGACCCCGCCCCACCGGCUCAACCCCAAGAUCAGCCCAACCACAACCGAGACCCGUCUCAACUGCCGUUACAGACGAUGAAGACGAACCUGCCCCCUCAGUGCCAAUCGAGCGCGAACGCAAGCCCUACACCGCAAAUCCAGGUGUCGGCAAAGUCUACGACGAAUCAGCCCCGAGCCGCAGUCACGCGAGCUCCUUUUCCACGUCCCGACCCUCAGACUCGACCUACAAGGGACCAGCAUCAGGACCAACUCCAGCAUACAUGUCUGACUCUUAUGACCGCGACCCGCAUUUCUCACGCUCGGGAUCUGGUCAUUCUACCGAUAAACGGUUCUCACAUGACUCCCGUAGCUCGUCGCAGAGCGGAAAGCACCACAGAGGCGGUGACUACAGGCAUUCGGAGAGUGAUUUGCAUGGUCGUGAUCAUUCGGCUAGAUAUUCAGGUCUAUCGGCGCAUGAUUUGGCGUAUAGCGAGUCGCCUACUGCGAACGAUGAUGAUGCGCGCAGGUAUCAUCGCGGUAGUCGGGGCAGUGAAGAGGAGUAUUAUCGGAGUGGACAGAAUGGGGGUUCUGGGGCUUGGUAUGAUAAGUAUGAUAAGUAUGCAUACCGGUGA